Messenger RNA from Lolium rigidum, 1113 nucleotides. RefSeq names its product quinone-oxidoreductase QR1, chloroplastic-like. Gene Ontology annotation, molecular function: oxidoreductase activity. The transcript is spliced from 3 exons. Bases 1 to 1113 code for a protein of 370 amino acids. Lineage: Eukaryota; Viridiplantae; Streptophyta; Magnoliopsida; Poales; Poaceae. The record is from RefSeq and is a predicted model, not a curated record.
AUGUCUUCACCAUCUUCUUCAAGGACAAUGAGGGCCGUACAGUACGACAAGUACGGCGGAGGAGCCGAGGGCCUCAAGCACGUGGAGGUGCCGGUCCCGUCGCCGAAGAAAGGCGAGCUGCUGGUUCGGGUGGAGGCCGCCAGCAUCAACCCGCUGGACUGGAAGUUCCAGAAGGGCGUUGGGCGGCCCUUCCUGCCCAGCAAGUUCCCCUUCACCCCGAUCUGCGAGCUCGCCGGUGAGGUAGUGGAGUUGGGCGCUGGGGUGAGCGGCUUCAGGCCAGGCGACAAGAUCAUCGCCGUCAACUUUCCGGGUAGCGGCGGCCCGGCCGAGUACGCCGUGGUGUCGGCAUCGAACGCGGCGUUGAGGCCGCCGGAAGUGUCGGCGAUUGAAGGCGCGUGCAUUCCUAUCGCGGCAGCCACCGCGCUCAUGGCGCUCAGGACGGCCGGGGUCGGCCUCGACGCCGGCGACGGCCCCGCCAAGAACGUGCUGGUCACCGCGGCCUCCGGCGGCGUCGGCACAUUCGCCGUGCAGCUGGCUAGCCUCGCGGGACACCACCACGUCACGGCUACCUGUGGCGCGCGCAACCUGGACCUCGUUCGGGGCCUCGGCGCCGACGAGGCGCUAGACUAUGGCACCUCGGAGGGCACCGCGCUGCGUGGGCCGUCCGGACGGAAGCACGAUGCGGUGGUGCACUGCGCGGAGGGGUUCCCAUGGUCGGCGUUCAAGCCGGCGCUGGCGGAUGCAGGUGGCGUGGUGGUGGACCUCACCCCGCGCAUCGCGUCUGUCGCCGUCGCGGUGCUGCACUGGCUGUGCUUCUCCAAGAAGAGGCUGGUGCCGCUGAUCAUGUCGACGAAGAAGCAGGACAUGGACGCACUGCUGGGAAUGGUGGUGCAGGGGAAGAUCCGGGCGGUGGUCGACUCGCGUUACCCGCUGAGCAGGGCGCACGAGGGCUGGGCCAAGAGCAUGAGCGGCCACGCUACCGGUAAGAUAAUCGUGGACAUGGCGGUGCAGCUGGCCAAGCUCGCAGUAACAGCCACCUGCGGCGCGCGCAACCUCGCCUUGGUCCAGGGCCUGGCCGAGGAGUCCGGAGUAAACAGCUCGUUUUUUUUUUAG